GAAUAUGACACGUGUCCUAUUUAGGUGUUUGGACCAUUUCUAUUGGUUGGGAUGCCGUCGGGCCAAAUUCGACCUGACCCAACUAAUUUUACCCGACCCGAAAAUAUUUGUUUUAACUGGAGAAAUUAUUUCCCCCUUCGAAAAUAAAAUCAGCAAAAAAAAUUCCUCUGUUCUUUGUUCAUUGGCUGGAAAUCGGUGGUACCCGCCUUCAAUCUUUUGUUGUUCUUAAUUCUGUAAUUUGAGUGACAUUUUUCUAGGUAGAUUGAGUGUAAUUAUUUGCAGAAGAAGAAUAAAAAAGAUAAGUUUUAAUGGGGUUUUGGGAAUGCAGAUAAGGUGUUUGAUGAUUUGCUUAUGAGAGAAAUUAGACUUUUUUUUGAAGUUGUAAGAUGAAAGUUUCUAUACCAAAAUCACGUUGUUUCUCAUCAUCAUCAUUACCAUGGAUUUCUCCUCUUCACUAUCCUAAACCAAACCCAGUAAAGUCAGACCCUCCACCCCCACCUGAGCAAGAGUCUUACAAGAAAUCGCGGUAUAUCUCUCAUGAACGGGCAAUAGACUUGAUCAAACGUGAGGAUGAUCCUCAGCGUGCUUUGGAGAUAUUCAACAAGGUUUCGGAGCAAAGGGGGUUUAAUCAUAACAAUGCUACUUAUGCUACUAUCCUUAAUAAGCUAGCUAAGACGAGGAAAUUUAAUGGCAUUGAUGCUCUUCUUCAACAAAUGAUGUAUGAACCGGCGUGCAGGUUUCAUGAGGGUAUUUUUACUAAUCUUAUGAAGCAUUACUCCAAGUGUGGUAUGCAUGAAAAGGUGGUUGAGAUGUUUGAUUUGAUCCGGCCUUAUGUUAGGGAUCGGCCUUCACCUAAUGCAGUCAGCACGUGUCUUAAUCUCCUUGUGGAGUCGAACCAGAUGGAUUUGGCACGAAAGUUUUUGUUGAAUGCCAAGAAAAAUCAUAGAAUGAAGCCAAAUACAUGUAUUUAUAACAUCUUGGUCAAGUAUCAUUGCAGGCAUGGGAACCUUGAGUCGGCCAUUGAGGUUGUGAAGGAGAUGAAGAAAGAGAAAGCGUCUUAUCCCAAUGUGAUCACAUAUACAACACUGAUGGAUGGUCUAUGUCGGAGUGGAAAACUUAAGGAAGCAUUUGAUCAAUUUGAAGAGAUGAUCUCCAAGGAUCAGAUUGUCCCUGAUGCCUUAACUUACAAUAUCCUGAUCAAUGGUUUCUGCCGAGGUGGUAAGGUUGAUCAAGCAAAGAAGGUAAUAGAGUUCAUGAGGAAUAAUGGUUGCGCCCCAAAUGUGUUUAAUUACUCUGCCCUUAUGAACGGAUUAUGCAAAGAAGGAAGAAUUCAAGAAGCCAUGGAAAUGUUUGAGGAGAUGAAGGCUUUAGGUAUUAAGCUUGAUACGAUUGGCUAUACUACUUUGAUUAACUUCUUCGGCAGGGAAGGGAGACUUGAGGAAACGUUGCUGUUGCUCAAGGAAAUGAGAGAAGUGGGCUGCAAACCUGAUGCUAUAACUUACAAAAUUGUCAUCGAAGCUCUAAGUAGGCAACAGAGGUUCAAGGAAGCUCUUCAGAUGCUUGAAAUGUUACCUUAUGAAGGUGUCUUCUUAGACAAAGCUAGUUACAGAAUCACAUUGAAUGUUCUGUGCAGUGUUGGUGAAUUAGAAAAGGCUGCCUGGCUAUUGAGUUUGAUGCUUGGCAGGGGUUUCGUGCCUCAUUAUGCAACUUCAAAUGAAUUAUUGGUUCGAAUGUGUGAGGCUGGACGGGCAGAUGACGCUGUUACAGCGUUGUCGGAGCUGUUAGAGGCUGGUUUUAGACCAGAGCCAAACUCAUGGUUGCUUAUGUUGGAGACAGUUUGUCGGGAGAGAAAGCUCUUGCCUACAUUUAUACUGCUUGAUCAACUUGUUGAAGAUGUGAAUAACUGAGAUGGCAACAUAAUAAUAUAAACAUGAUGCUGCUGCUGCUGCUGCUGUAUUCUUCUUCUAUUUUAAUGACCUUCUUGGAUAAAGGCUACGAGGCCUAUGACUCCUGUGAUUAGGUAAUUCGAUUCUUUUCUAAUGCAAUCUUGAUUCAUCAUUAUUAUGAGAACUGUCGUGCAUCUUGAGGUUAGGCCCUCCUAUGACUUGGCCAAUUCGGCUAACUGCUUGUUUAGAAAAUAUUAGAGAUUACAUUGGAUUUUAAUUCUGUUCAAUCUUCGACGCUCAAUUCAGUAAUUUCAUGUAGGAGCUAAGCUCAUUUUAAAGAACCUAAGUUUACAAUCAAAACCAUGCUGAUAUUCCUUAUACUCCGUAUGCUAAACUCUGAUUUCCUGUCAUCUCCGUGCAUCU
This is a messenger RNA of Chenopodium quinoa (quinoa), 2309 nucleotides long. Its product is annotated as pentatricopeptide repeat-containing protein At5g18475-like. The record is from RefSeq and is a predicted model, not a curated record. The transcript has 2 exons. Lineage: Eukaryota; Viridiplantae; Streptophyta; Magnoliopsida; Caryophyllales; Amaranthaceae. The coding region runs from base 387 to 1907 and encodes 506 amino acids. Gene Ontology annotation, molecular function: protein binding.